UUUACUUGGAAAUAGGGUUAUAACAUCAUGCAAGAAGAAGUGAAAGCAGAUAUCCAGAGAAGGAAAAACCCUGAUAAUACUAAAAAUCAGCCAAGGCAGAAGAAGGCGUCUUUCAUAACAAAAUUGUUAUGCUGAAUCUCUUCUCCUUCUGAACUCCCAAGUAGUAAUAACUCUAAUACUAAUAUCCCAAAAGCACUUAUGGAACAAGGCCAGUGACCAAAUUAAAAUCAGUGAGACCCCACAAGAAGAGUCUAAGGAAGAGGUUCAUCUUAACUUAAUUCCUAAUGUUGACGAAGUUAGCAAUAAGGAGUCUCAAGAAGUUGGGAGCAAAACUCAUAAUACUCAAAAUGUUAUCUCAGGGAUGGGUCCUCGGAAAUCGAGAUAUGACAAUUCCAUAACACCUCCAAGAAAUUCACAAAUGGUCCCUUUCCAUUCAGAAAUAGAUGAAGAUUCUGAUAUAGAAGAGAAAGGGCCGAAGCUUAAGGAGAAGAGCAUUGCUCUGCAUCCUGAUUCUUGUAAUGAUAUACCUUUCCUUAGCAAAGCCCCAUGAGUGGUAGUCUCCAAAAUAGAAGAGAAACCGGAGGAUUCAAAAACUAAGAAAUAAAGAAAAUACAAGCAUUCUACCUCCUUUAAGUUUGUCAAAAUAAUUUCAACCUUGCAGAAUCUAAUCUCUUCAACGCAAGUGUGUCGAUACUCCCAAAUAAGAUAGAAUCAAGUGCCAUAAUGUUCACAUCUCCAAAGAAGAAGAAAACGAAGCACCGUAGACGACUAGUCGAUGUAGAGCGGGAAGAACAAAGGAAAAAGAGGAAAAGGACAACUCUUAAAGGUGCAGAUAGGAUCCAAAGCGAGAAAAAUGUGGAUAAGGUCAAACCCUAUGAUAAAGACAAGGAGUCUAAAGAUGAAGCUAAUACUCCAAUCAAUAGAGAAGUGGAGGAAAGCGCAUUGACUCAAUUCGCUCAUUCCUUACUUGAGAAACUUAGUCGUAAAGGAGAUGGAACAAGCACAAAGAGUAAUGAUAACUACUUUUCCAAUAAGACUGGUGAGAAGGAUGCUAGUCCUGAUGGUCAAAAGAAGUCAUGUAAAAAGAAAAAGCAUAAAAAGUGUCAGCGCAGAAAAACCAUGAGAAAGGAUCUCUUCGAGGAUUCCCAGAAUGAGGCUGAAGACAUCACUGUUAAGAAAUCCAACAGGCCUCGAGAAGGCUCCUGUGAAAUGAGUGAAGCUGUAAAUACCUGUAAAAAUAUAAAGACUAAUAUGAAGCGACGAAGGAGUAAGACUGGUGUGGAAAUUAAAGGCAUUGCCUUGAACUCCAAGCAGUUUGAUAACUUCAUUGUGGAAGAAGAAUCUUGAUAAAUUCCAAUUUUACCUAAUUUUAAUACUCAAAUAUCUGUAGAAAGUAAAACUAAUUUUUCUAAAAUACUAAUUUUCAAAAC
This is a messenger RNA of Moneuplotes crassus, 1430 nucleotides long. The record is from the annotation of a GenBank genome assembly. Lineage: Eukaryota; Ciliophora; Spirotrichea; Euplotida; Euplotidae.